AUGGCGGCGGAGCUGCAUCCGCGGAGCGGAAAGCUGAUCGGCCUGUCCAACUCAAACCGGACUGCCCGGCGCAACCAGCCAGUGCAGGAGUUCAAUCACGGCCUGGUGCUUAGCAAGGAGCCGCUGAGGGACCGGGAUGUCUUCACCGUCCGCAUCGACAAGAAGGUGAACUCGUGGAGUGGUUCCAUUGAGAUCGGCGUGACGGCACUGGACCCCGCCACACUGGACUUCCCCAGCAGCGCCACAGGCCUUAAGGGCGGCUCCUGGAUUGUGUCGGGCUGCUCGGUGUUACGUGACGGCCGCUCGGUCCUGGAGGAGUAUGGCCGCGACCUGGACCAGCUAGCCGAGGGCGAUCGCGUGGGCAUUCAGCGCAGCUCCCGUGGAGAGCUCCACCUCUGGGUUAACGGGCAGGACUGCGGUGCGGCCGCCAGCGGCCUCCCACCCAAACUGUGGGCAGUGGUGGACCUGUACGGGAAGUGCACUCAAGUGACAGUGGUGAGCUGUGAGCCACCACCGCCCUCUGUGGAAAAAGAGAGAGAGACAAUAGAGCGGGAGGAGGAGGAGGAGGAGGAGGAUGAAGAGGAGGAAGAGGUGCUAGUGUGUGGGGGUCGGGAGGACGCGGGGAUCGCGGCACUGAUGAAUGUGGCAGCAAUGAAUGGAAUGAUGAAUGGAGAUGAAGUGCCUGAGCUGAGAUGCAGUCACAGCAGACCAGACAAGUUCCUCAACAACCUGGAGCCUGAGACUGUUCUGACAGAGCACCAGCUCUUUGACGUGUUCAACAACGCAAUAGUGUCCUUCUAUCGCUCUGAAGAUGAGGGUGGAGGGGAAGAUGGCGGAGGAGGAGGAACUGGAGGGGGCGGUGUCGCUGGAGGGGGAGGACCAGGAGGAGGAAAUACAGGAAGUGACUCUUCUUCCAGAAGUGACAGAGGGAGCAGCAGCGGAGGAAUGAACAGUGACAGCGGAACAGGGACGACAGGAGGAGGAGCAGGAGGUGCUGGGAGUGGCGGUGACAGUGGAAAUUCUAACAGCAGCCCUGCUGGUAAUGGAGGGGUGAUGCCAGGAGCUUUGACGGGCGCGAUGACCACCAACGAUGCGCUGCUGUUCCACGAGAAGUGCGGCACGCUGAUCAAACUGAGCAACAACAACAAGACGGCGGAGCGGAGGAGACCGCUGGACGAGUUCAACAACGGUGUGGUGAUGACCAACCGACCGCUCCGACACAAUGAGAUGUUUGAGAUCCGUAUUGAUAAGCUGGUGGAUAAGUGGUCAGGCUCAAUAGAGAUCGGUGUGACUACACACAACCCCAACAACCUGGACUAUCCUGCAACUAUGACCAAUCUGCGCUCAGGUACAAUCAUGAUGAGUGGCUGUGGGAUAUUAACCAACGGAAAGGGAACCCGCAGAGAAUACUGUGAAUUUAGCCUUGAUGAACUUCAGGAGGGAGAUCACAUAGGGUUGAUGCGCAAAGCCAGCGGAGCGCUCCAUUUCUACAUCAAUGGCAUCGAUCAAGGCGUCGCAGCAGCUCAGACCCCCAACGUGGUCUACGGCGUGGUGGACCUCUACGGCAUGGCCGUCAAGGUCACAAUAGUCCACAACCACAAUCACAGCGACCGCCUCAGACGCAACAACGCCAUCAUGAGAGCGCUGUCUCCCGACGUUGGCCGACCCCGGCCGGCUCUCUCCCUCACCCCGGACGCAGAGGUGCCCGACCGUCUGCUCUUUCACCCGAACUGUGGCCAGAAGGCCGCCAUCAUCAGCGACGGCAGGACGGCGCUGCGGCCUCACGCGACCGAUGACUUCAACCACGGCGUGGUCCUUAGCAGCCGGCCGCUACGCUCCAAUGAGGUGUUCCAAGUUCGCAUCGACAAAAUGGUGGAUAAGUGGGCGGGCUCCAUUGAAAUAGGCGUCACAACGCACAACCCCGCCUACCUGCAGCUGCCCUCCACCAUGACAAACCUGCGCUCAGGGACGUGGAUGAUGACGGGGAAUGGGGUGAUGCACAACGGAACAACUAUACUGGAUGAGUAUGGACACAACCUGGACCGGCUCAAGGCAGGUGACACGGUGGGUGUGGUGCGGAAAGAAGAUGGCAGCCUUCAUUUCUUUGUGAAUGGCGUGGCGCAGGGCCCGGCAGCCUGGAAUGUCCCCCCCAGUGUCUAUGCCGUGGUGGACCUCUACGGCCAGGCUGCUCAGGCCACCAUCAUGGACGACAUGGUGGACCUCCCUCCUCUUCCAGAGGACAGCUCUGAGGGACCCACAGCCAUGUCCCCCGGGAGCCCCUGCUCAUUAGGGGGAGCCACCACAACCUCCGACUUGCGUUUCCACCACCUACACGGCACCAACGCAGUCAUCACCAACGGGGGGCGCACUGCUCUGCGUCAGAACUGCCGCAGCGAGUUCAACGAUGCUAUUGUCAUCUCCAACAGGUGCCUUCGGGACGGGGAGCUGUUUGAAAUCAUUAUCCAGAAGAUGGUGGACCGCUGGUCUGGUUCAAUCGAAGCCGGAGUGACAGCCAUCAGACCAGAGGAGCUGGAGUUCCCAAACACAAUGACAGAUAUUGACUAUGACACGUGGAUGCUAAGUGGAACGGCCAUCAUGCAGGAUGGCAACACAAUGCGCAACAACUACGGCUGUGAUCUGGACUCCCUGACCACCGGCUCACGGAUUGGCAUGAUGCGCUCAGCCAGCGGUGACCUCCACUAUUAUAUCAACGGUGUAGACCAAGGUGUCGCCUGCUCUGGCCUCCCACCAGAGGUGUAUGCUGUGAUCGAUCUGUACGGUCAGUGUGUUCAGGUGUCCAUCACCAGCUCGUCAGGCCCACUGGACAACAGCCUCUGCACCAGCAAUGUCACUGAGAAGAGCUUCCCCAUCCACUCGCCAGUAGCAGGUGUUGCCCAUCGGCUGCACAGCAAACACGGUAAGAAUGUGGUGCUGCUCGGUGAGGGCUGCCAGGCCGUCAGAGUCGGGGGUUAUGCUCACGGUAUUGUGUUCAGCGCGAAGGAGCUCAAAACGGAUGAGCUGUUUGAGGUGAGGAUAGAUGAAGUGGAUGAGCAGUGGUGCGGUUCGCUGCACAUCGGUCUGACCACGCUUGCACCUCCGGAACUGCCAUCCUGCCCGCUGUCAGGUCUCUCCCCCUCCCUCCCACAGCUCCGCACCAAGGUCACCUGGCUGCUCUGCGGCUCUGAGGUCCGUCGCAACGGUGUGCUGCAGCGGCAGAACUACGGCUGCUCACUGGACCGGCUGAUGGUUGGGAACCGUGUGGGUGUGAAAAGGUGCAACGAUGACACCAUGCACAUUUUCAUUGACGGAGAAGACAUGGGGCCUGCUGCGACUGCCGUAGCCAAGAACGUUUAUGCAGUUUUGGAUCUCUAUGGGCGGAUAACAGCGGUGUCCAUUGUCAGCUCCUCGCUGAUGGAGGACGUGGAGAGCGUUAAAGCGCCCUCGCUCUCCUCAGACAGCUGCAGCGAAGGAGAGGAGGACAGCACCCCCGUCAGAGAGGUUGAGAGCGAGCCAUGUGCGCUGUUGCCCACAGUCAUGGCGUUCCUGGAGAACCACGGCAAAAACAUCCAGCUGUCCAACCAGAAUCUGACAGCAGCCAGAGUGUCGAGCUACAACCAGGGCCUGCUGGUCACCGCCCAGCCGCUGGCUCGUCAGCAGCUCUUCCAGUUUCAGAUCGACCGUCUGAACCCGUCAUGGACGUCGUCACUGUCUUUAGGGGUGAUUGGCCACUCGCCCGACCGGCUCAACUUCCCCUCCACAGCGUGCUGUCUGAAACGCUCCGCAUGGCUCCUGCAGCGAGACUCUGUCUUCCACAACUCUCUGAAGAUAUGUGAGAACUAUGGCCCUAACCUCGAUACGUGUCCGGAGGGGACGGUGUUGGGUCUGCUGGUGGACGCCAACAGUUGUCUCCACCUGUACGUCAAUGGCAUGGACCAGGGAGUGGCAGCGCAGGACAUCCCUUCUCCCUGCUACCCCUUCAUAGACCUCUAUGGCCAGUGUGAACAGGUUACAAUAGUCACAAACAAUGUGCCAGCUGUGGGUGGAGAAAGUGGUGAGACCCGCUGUCAGGGUGACAUGGAGAAGGCAGACAUGGUUGACGGAAUCAAAGAGAGUGUGUGCUGGACGCCCCCUCCAGAGGUCAACCCCAACAAGACCUGUGAAUACCAGGCGCUGUGCUCGCGCUUUAAGGACCUGCUCACAUUACCAGAUGGCUACUUCAGUGAAGAUGCAAAGUACAACCUGUGCUACUGUGAGUCCUGCCACAAACUUCGGGGUGAUGACGCCUAUUACAAGAGAGGAGAGCCACCCCGUGACUAUGCCCUGCCCUUUGGGUGGUGCCGCUUUGCCCUCAGGAUCAAAUCCCACUGUGAGGUUUCUAAUGCACUGAAGAAGUGGCACAUUGCGUACCACGGCACCAGCGUAGGAGCUCUCCGACGCGCGCUGGAUCACAACCAGCUGCUGCCUGGGACGUCAUCCAUCUUCUCAGUGUCUCCGGUGAAGGUGGAGGGGCCGAAUGGCUACAGCGAGCCAGCGGAGAACAGCGCCCCCGGCAGGGAGGUUCCCAGGGUGCGACUCUCCCCCACCAUGCGCUACUCUGGCUUGGAGAUCUUUGCUCCCAAAGUGCAGUAAGUCUGCCUGGUUCACAAGUCUUCUUGACUACCCAACGGAGUUAA
Messenger RNA from Archocentrus centrarchus (flier cichlid), 4673 nucleotides. It is a transcript of the gene neurl4, whose product is annotated as neuralized E3 ubiquitin protein ligase 4. Gene Ontology annotation, molecular function: ubiquitin protein ligase activity. Bases 1 to 4629 code for a protein of 1542 amino acids. The record is from RefSeq and is a predicted model, not a curated record. Lineage: Eukaryota; Metazoa; Chordata; Actinopteri; Cichliformes; Cichlidae. The transcript is spliced from 28 exons.